AUGAGGAAGCUUUGUCCAAAUAUUGAUAAAGAAGAUGGCCUCGAGACCGUUCUUGAGGUCCCCAUACCAGAAGAGAUGUUCACGAGUAUGGGAAGCAAUGUGCAAUUGCGAUGGCAAAACAUGUUAACGUGGAUGAAGGCUCAAACUUCUGACAAAUGGUCUGCGCCGGUCAUCGCCGGACGCUUAAACGAGCUGCGCUUUUUGCUUUACCUUGUUGGCUCUCCUCUCAUCCCUCUUCAAGUUCAAUUGGGACAUUCUGUACAUCGUCCAGUUAGAGAUUCUUCCAUUCAAGCUUCAACAGCCAAAUACAUCGUGCAACAGUACACAGCCGCAACGGGAGGGCAACCAGCACUGAACUCGGUGAAGAGCAUGUGUGUGACCGGCGAGGUUAAGAUCAGUGCAUCGGAUUUUCACCAAGGGGACGUGAGCGUUGAGGUGAAAAGGAGAUCAGACGAGAGGGGUGGUUUCGUGCUGUGGCAAAAGAAUCCGGACUUGUGGUGCUUAGAGCUUGUUGUGUCUGGCUGCAAGGUCAUCUGUGGAAGCAAUGGCAAGCUUUCAUGGAGGCAUUCCUCUAACCAACAAGCACCCGUCUCUCAAGGCCCUCCUAGACCCUUGCGUCGCUUUCUGCAGGGUUUGGAUCCAAGGGCCACGGCCAAUCUAUUCGCAGAUGCAAUGUGCAUUGGUGAGAAGAUCAUCCACGACGAUGAUUGCUUCAUUCUGAAGCUUGAAACAAAUCCAGCAAUUCGUGAGGCACAGAGUGGUCCAAAUUAUGAGAUAAUUCACCACACAAUAUGGGGAUAUUUUAGCCAGCGAUCGGGUCUACUGGUGAAAUUUGAGGACUCGAGGCUGCUUAGCAUGAAGAACAAAGGGGACGACACGGAUGUGUUUUGGGAGACAAGCACCGAGUCGGUGAUACAAGAUUACAAGUACGUGGACGGCGUCAACAUUGCUCACAGUGGGAGGACUAGGGUUAAGGUGUUCAGAUAUGGUGAGCAGUCUGCAAACCACAAGAGGGAGAUGGAGGAAACGUGGAAGAUUGAUGAGGUGGAUUUUAAUAUAUGGGGUUUGACAAUGGAGAGCUUUCUGCCCCCUGCUGAAAUGAAACAAGGAUAUAGUUGAUUUGAUUGAGAACUUUUUUUUGAAAUUUAUAAGGAGAUAGCUGAAAGAAAGAAAAUUAUGUAAAUAUUAGUGAGUGUGGAAGUGAUACACAUGUAUGGCAAGUGAUGAAAAGAUUUCGUAACAGCAAUUUUGUUAAGCUGCAUAAUUGAAUUGAAAUUUUGUAUGUACGUAAUUUUUUAAGAGGCGUUUUGAUAUAAGCGCCUCAUUUUUUAAUUUUUUAGACUAAACAUACACUCUUUUUGAAAAUUUGAUCAAACAUUUUUCU
Molecule: messenger RNA, 1384 nt
Organism: Pyrus x bretschneideri (Chinese white pear)
Lineage: Eukaryota; Viridiplantae; Streptophyta; Magnoliopsida; Rosales; Rosaceae
Exons: 3
Coding region: 1-1119 (372 amino acids)
Source: RefSeq, a predicted model, not a curated record